Messenger RNA from Nilaparvata lugens (brown planthopper), 1455 nucleotides. RefSeq names its product cyclin-L2-like. Lineage: Eukaryota; Metazoa; Arthropoda; Insecta; Hemiptera; Delphacidae. The record is from RefSeq and is a predicted model, not a curated record. Gene Ontology annotation, biological process: regulation of transcription by RNA polymerase II. The coding region runs from base 292 to 1455 and encodes 387 amino acids. Gene Ontology annotation, cellular component: nucleus. Gene Ontology annotation, molecular function: cyclin-dependent protein serine/threonine kinase regulator activity. The transcript has 3 exons.
GGAGUGCAUAUUAUAAGUUGAUGCGUCUCUCAAAUAGUACAAAGAUUUACCAAAGAAGAUCCACAAAGAUGUUCCAAAUAGAUGUCCAGUCGUUACUUGAUACUCUAGUCGGACUGAAUAUUAUAAGUUGAUGCAUCCCUCAAAUAAUAUUUCAUGGAGGCAGAUUCGAUCCAGAUUUCCGAGCCACAAUGAGGUUCCAAAUAGAUGUUAAUUGAUGCUCUAGUCGGACUGCAUCAACCUGUUCUCUCAUCAAUCAAGGAAGCAAAACAUUACUUUACAUAGUAAUUCAUUAUGGAUUCCCAGAAACCGGAAAAUAAUGUUUCACAUAGCAAGACAGUGACCAAACCUUAUGGGAAAAUAGUGCUGUCACUGAACAAUUGUAUACUACCUGAAUCCAAGCUAUCGCUCACUCCAUCGAAAUUAGAUGGAUUUGACUCAGAAACUGAAACUGAUCUUAGAAUUCUCGGAUGUGAAAUGAUUCAAACUGGUGGAAUACUAUUGAGAUUACCUCAGGUUGCAAUGGCAACUGGUCAAGUCCUUUUUCAAAGAUUUUAUUAUUCAAAGUCUUUUAUGCGUUACCCCAUGGAAACCACUGCUAUGGCUUGCUUGUUUCUUGCUUCAAAAGUUGAGGAAUGUCCUAGACGAAUAAGGGACGUAAUGAAUGUGUUCCAUCACAUUAAACAAAUCAAGAGUCAAAAAACUAUCCAGCCGAUGCAAAUAAAUGACCACUACAUCAUCUUGGAAAAACAAGUCAUCAUGACUGAGAGCAGAGUUCUGAAACAGCUUGGAUUCUGUGUGCAUGUCAAGCAUCCUCAUAAGAUUAUUGUUGUGUACCUGCAAGUAUUAGGAUACGAAAAGCAUCAACCGAUUAUGCAGCUGUCAUGGAACUACAUGAACGACUCUCUGAGAAGUGAUGUGUUUAUGAGAUACGAUCCAGAAACGGUGGCGUGUGCAUGCAUCUACCUGUCAGCCCGCAAGCUGCGCAUCCCCUUGCCGAAGCAGCCGCCCUGGUUUGGCCUGUUUGGUAUUUCUGAAGACCACAUUGUCGAUGUGUGCAAACGAAUUCUACGGCUCUACCAACGGGCAAAGGUGAAUGCUGAGGAAUUGGAGAAGAAAGUGGAAGAACUUAAAAAAAAUUAUCAGGAAGCCAAACUAAAAGCCUGUGGACAGAUCUCGGGAAGCAAUGCUCCCAACUCAGGAGCUAGUAACAACCAUCAGGAAGCCAGACUAAAAGCUUGUGGACAGAUCUUUGGAAACAAUGCUCCCAACUCAGGAGCUAGUAACAACCAUCAGGAAGCCAGACUAAAAGCUUGUGGACAGAUCUCGGGAAGCAAUGCUCCCAACUCAGGAGCUAGUAACAACCAUCAGGAAGCCAGACUAAAAGCUUGUGGACAGAUCUCGAGAAGCAAUGCUCCCAACUCAGGAGCUAGGACAACCAUCAGGAAGCCAAACUAA